UCAGUAGGUAUCUACUGCCUACCUUAGGUCACCUAGUUAAAUAGGUACAUAAAUAAAAUGAUAUCAUUAACAAGCGUUUUCAGCCUAAGAUUUUUUGUCAAUUUAAACUAAUACUUGUAGUGGUCACAAAAGGUUACACCAUCUUAUCCGUUGUUAGGGACCGACACCUAUUUCCAUUUUUUUUUUGUGGGACCAUAUGUUUACUUAUUAAGUCCAUUUUAACAGAAAGCUAUUAAUUGAUUUGCGUUCUGUUAUAAUUGGGCAUUUAUAAAGAGCAGAUACUGAUAAACUGUUACAAUCCAACUAAAUGCUUAAACUUUUGACGACAAUUAAAAAUGUUACGAUGGUGGAUUAAUUUUCAUUAACUGUUACUAGCCAAUAGCUAGCCAUUUAAACAUAAAGUUGAUUCAUGAUUGAGCGGUGGGUGACACGUUAUGGGAGUCCCGAUGAAUAAUUGAGGUACUCGUAGUUUCACGCAUGCGCAAGACGCCGGCAAAGCGAGACGUAGCCCCAGGCCGCGCAUCUAAUCGAGCUCAGUGCACCGAUACAGGCACUCCGUUAUAAAGGAAUAAGUUUUUUCUUACGUGUUUUGCGUUGAUUUUUCAAGCGUCUAGCACCGUACUUACAGAAAUGUGUGUAUCGACGUCCUUAUAAGUUUGAGGAUACAGUAUUCGUCUAAGCGUAGAAUACAAGGUAUAGUGCGUACGAUGCAAGCCGGGGGGCCGGACAGCGCGGCGGUCUCGGAGGCCCCCAGUAGCGGCAGCGAGGAGUCUGACUGCGAGCCGGGGCCUGAGGCUGACGCAGAUGCCGCUCUCACUGAAGAGUGGGCACGGGAGCUGUUAGCCGGCGCGGGCGUGGCCGCUCCUAAUGAGGUCCAUGUAGAAUCAAGAGCCGGGGUUGCAGGAGCUCUAAGUCGCGUCCUAGCAGUAACAGUGUGCUACGAGAGCAAUGGCGAACCCAGAUCUCUGCCACUCGUAGUCAAACUGCCCCCACGGGACCCGUUUGGCCGGCUUUUCGUGGCAGAGGCACAGUUCGAUACCAGGGAGAUCCUAUUCUACACAGAGCUGGCGCCGGCUCUCAAUAAACUGGCUGAAGAAGCUCUCGGGCCCGGAAUGGGUCUACAUGUGCCAAAAUGCUUGAAGGCCAGGCUACCCGAUGAAAUUGGUGGAGACAGUGAACUUGUUCUAGAAGACGUAACGUCAGUUGGCUACGAAGCAGCCGACUUUGCUGAAGGUCUGACGGAAGAGCGCGCUCGAUCUGCUCUUUUCGCUGCAGCAAGACUCCACGCGCUUUCUCUCGCUCUACGUGAUAGAGAAGGACCUUUAGAUCAGAGAUUUGAUUUCUUGUUUCCAUGUGAAAGAGCGGCAGCAGGGUACUUGCGACUCGUGCGGCGAGGAUUACCACAGCUUGAAUCCUUUUUAAGAGGACGUGCAGACUGCGUUGAGGAAGCAGCCGCGGUGUCUGCCCUAAGUGCCCGUGCGCCAUCUUUACUUGGAACGUUGCUGAGACCUGCUGAACCUGCACCACUCGCACAUGCUGAUUUCUGGAGCGGUAACCUUCUAUUCAGAGAAAGAGAAGGUGUCAGCGAAUGUAUAGCCCUUGAUUGGCAAAUGGUCUCACUGGGCAGGCCAAUGGAUGAUGUAGCAUUAUUACUUUUGUCAUCGUUAACACCAGAACUGAGAAGAUCAGUUGGCGACACUUUAAUAGAAGAAUAUGGAGACCGUUUGGAAGCUGAAUGUGCUAGAUUGGGUGCUUCCGCUGCUGGAGCGGCGGUGAGGAGAGGCUUAAGGCCCGACUGGCCUCGAGCCGCGCUGAGGGCUCUGUUGCUAUGUGCUGGAAGUGUUGAUGUAGCUCUAGGUGAACCGCGAGCAGAGAGGCGCUUACUAGAAGCAGUUCGGGAUCUUCAUUCGCAAGGAGUUCUGGCACUCAGGCCGGACAACGAGGCGUGAGUGCUCGUAAGAUUGUGCCAAGAGCGUGCUGAAUAUUUUAAAUCAACCGUUCAUUAUUUAACGAUGCAGUCCAAUUACAUAGUGUAACUAAUAUUUAUUUCGGUAAACUUAAUCUAAGCACAAAUUACAGUUUAUUUGUGUAAUGACAAUGUUAUUCUAAUUAGUUAACAACGAUCGGAUUCGACGGAAACGACUGUGGCCCGAGCCGUAUGCUGGCAACGGUGAUAAGCCUAAUCAAAGACUGAAUUUACGUAUAUCUACAUCGUGCGUAUGUUGUAUCGUACCUACAGUAGGUGGUAAUUGCUCAUCGUAUCAAAAGCUAGAAAUUCAUUGCGGUCUAUUGACUAUUAUUUAAAACAGAAUAAAUAUUAUUGUCAGUA
Molecule: messenger RNA, 2329 nt
Organism: Trichoplusia ni (cabbage looper)
Lineage: Eukaryota; Metazoa; Arthropoda; Insecta; Lepidoptera; Noctuidae
Exons: 3
Coding region: 708-1949 (413 amino acids)
Source: RefSeq, a predicted model, not a curated record